AUGACAAUAGAAGGAGAAACUGCAGUUAUCAAACAAGCAAGCAUUGGCAAUAUUGGCGAUGUCAAUAUGAAUGGCAAUGGCAAUGGCAAUAGCAAUGAAAAUAUCAUGAAAAAUAGAAUUCAGGUGUCCAAUACCAAAAAACCACUAUUCUUCUAUGUCAAUCUUGCCAAGAGGUACCUACAACAACAUCAAGAGAUAGAGCUAUCAGCUUUGGGCAUGGCCAUCACUACAGUUGUGACGAUAGCUGAGAUUCUAAAAAAUAAUGGAUUUGUUAAUGAGAAGAGUAUCUUGACUUCAACGGUCGGAACAAAGGAUGUAGCCAAGGGUCGUACAGUUCAGAAAGCUAGGAUCGAAAUUGUGCUAGAGAAGUCCGAGAAAUUCGAUAGCCUAAUGAGUGCAUCACAAAAUGCAAAUGGAAAAGUUGAAAACAAGCAGUGA
Salvia splendens (bonfire salvia) is the source of this 438-nucleotide messenger RNA. RefSeq lists its product as uncharacterized. Gene Ontology annotation, cellular component: nucleus. The transcript is spliced from 5 exons. NCBI's taxonomy places the organism in Eukaryota, Viridiplantae, Streptophyta, Magnoliopsida, Lamiales, Lamiaceae. Gene Ontology annotation, molecular function: RNA binding. The record is from RefSeq and is a predicted model, not a curated record. The coding region runs from base 1 to 438 and encodes 145 amino acids.